AUGAGAAUAAAAUUAUUUGAAAAAAGUUUAAAAGGCGUAUUUUAUAAUUUAUCAUUCAUUUAUUUACUAUUACGACUACGGAAGCGGUUGCCAUCAUUUGCAGUUCUCAUUAUUUUCUGCACACUGUUGUGUGUGCAGUUGAACAAAUCAAAUCAAACCAAAUCAAAUCAAAUCAAAUCAAAAAAGAAAAAAGAAAAAAGAAUGGAAUCAAUAGCUUCAUUAUCAAUUAUCAUCAAAAUUGCAUCUAUUUGCUUACAAAAUUGCACAUUUAUUAGAAUAACCAUGCUGCUAAUCACAACAUGCUGCAAAAAAUUGUCAACUGAAAAAAGUGACACUGUUCAAGAAUUAAAACCAAAAGUAUCCAAAGAAACGAUAAAAUCGCCAGCACAAAGAAGAGCAAUUGCAAAAAUUAGAGAGGGUGAAAUGAUUCCAGCAAAUCAGAGUGAAACAAUUAAUGAUGCAAUAAGUAAUUGGGAAGCUGUGCAAAAAGUUGAACGUAAAGUACCUUUAAAAAAGAAACGUCAAAAAGUUAAAAGAAGAAAAUGA
Messenger RNA from Brugia pahangi, 546 nucleotides. NCBI's taxonomy places the organism in Eukaryota, Metazoa, Nematoda, Chromadorea, Rhabditida, Onchocercidae. The record is from the annotation of a GenBank genome assembly.